GAGAAACUGGGUCAGACAGACCCCAGGCCGAAUAACGCCAGACGGUCAGGCGUCGCUAGUCGCAGUCCCGCGGAUACCACCCCAAAGCCCGUCGUCGUCGGAAAUUCGCUCUCUCGUCUUCCAUCCUUAUCCUCAAACACUGUCCUUGUUCUCAUCUUUACAAAUAUUUCGUGCUCGUUAAUCCAAAAGCAGAAAAGGACAAAAAAAAGGAACUGAGGCGAGGAGCACUGCAGAGACAUGGAUAAUGUACAAAUGAUCGGCACUAAAAUCACAGCAAUCAAGGAAUACUUAUAUAAUUUUGCCAGGACACAUUCCCCAACCAGAAUCAUGAGUUCCGAAAACACAUACUCCCUUUCUAGGGAGCAUUGCAAUCUUAAAUAUUCUGAUAUUCUGCCUCAAAAUGUCGAGGGAUAUCCAGCGACAAAAGAAUUUUUGAUGAAAGUAGUCGACAUCUUACUAGAUUUCAUUAAGUCGACAAAUGAUCGCAAUUCGAAAGUUUUAGACUUUCAUCAUCCAUCUGAAAUGAUACAGCUACUUGACUUGGAAAUACCUGACACUGGAGUUACAUUACAACAGCUUCUUAUUGAUUGCUCAACAACUUUAAAAUAUCAAGUAAAAACAGGACAUCCUCAUUUUUUCAAUCAACUCUCCUGUGGUCUAGAUCUUGUGUCUAUGGCUGGUGAAUGGCUUACUGCAACUGCAAAUACAAAUAUGUUUACCUAUGAAAUAGCUCCUGUUUUUAUUCUUAUGGAAAAUGUGGUUUUACAAAAAAUGCGUGAACUUAUUGGCUGGAAUACUGGUGAUUCAAUUCUAGCGCCAGGAGGAUCCAUUAGCAAUCUAUACGCUUUUCUUGCUGCCAGACAUAAAAUGUUUCCUCAGUACAAAGAGCGAGGCCUUGCGACAGUCGGCGGUCAGCUUGUGAUGUUCACUUCUGAUCAAUGUCAUUAUUCUGUAAAAUCCUGCGCUUCGGUUUGUGGCUUAGGCACUGACAAUUGUGUUAUGGUACCAAGCGAUGAACGAGGUCGUUUAAUUCCAUCAAAACUUGAAGAAUUAAUUUUAGAACGCAAAGCCAAAGGUCACAUACCAUUUUUUGUAAGUGCCACCGCAGGUACAACAGUAAUUGGAGCCUUCGAUCCUAUAUCUGAAAUUGCUGAUAUUUGUCAUAAAUACAAAUUAUGGUUACAUGUCGACGCGGCUUGGGGUGGUGGACUGCUUUUAUCCAGGAAACACAGACAUCCCCAAUUGACAGGUAUUGAACGGGCUGAUUCGGUAACCUGGAAUCCUCAUAAACUGAUGGGAGCCUUAUUACAGUGUUCUACUAUUCACUUUAAAGAAGAUGGUCUUCUGAUUAGUUGCAACCAAAUGUCUGCAGAAUAUUUAUUUAUGACUGAUAAAUUAUAUGAUGUAAAAUAUGAUACUGGCGACAAAGUUAUUCAAUGUGGACGACACAAUGACAUCUUCAAACUUUGGUUACAAUGGCGUUCCAAGGGUACAGAUGGUUUCGAAAAACAUAUGGAUCGACUAAUGGAACUUACAGAUUAUAUGGUUCGUCGAAUUAAAGAAAUGUCUGAUAAAUUUUAUUUAAUUCUUGAACCUGAAUUAGUAAAUGUAUGUUUCUGGUACCUGCCAUCUCGCGUUCGUAACAUGCCACAUACUUCGCAAAGAGAAAAAAUCUUAGGAGAAAUAUGUCCUAUUUUAAAAGGUCGAAUGAUGCAAGCUGGUACUUUGAUGGUAGGUUAUCAACCAGAUGAUCGAAGACCAAAUUUCUUUAGAAACAUUAUAUCAAGUGCUGCAGUAACAGAAGCUGAUGUUGAUUUCCUAUUGGCAGAAAUGGAUCGAUUGGGUCAUGAUCUGUAAAUAUAAUGACCGCAUCAAAAUUUUCAGGUGUUGGCGUCUUUAUGAAGUCUUUACAGCCAAUCAAAGAAAGUAAGAAGCGAACAAAAAGUGCAUGUGGAGAUAUAAUGCGCUUUGUAAUAGUAGAUAUUUUAAAUUAGCUUCUAAUAGUUCGCAAAAGAUGCGUAUAAUAUUCUCAAUCAGCAUAUAAGUAUAUACUUUAUAAGUUGAAAAUUAAAUAUAUGUUAUAGGUAUAUAAUCUGAGAAUCGCUACAAGUAAAGCUCUCUCUCUCUCAUUUAAUCGGAAAAUUAUCGUUUAAAAAUAUAUUUUUCUUAAUUUAAGAAAAAGCAGUUCAUCACUAUAAGAAUAUGUUUUCGAAAAAAAAUUUUCAAAAAUGCAUAAUUAAUCUGACACAUUUUUCCUAAAAUCUAAAGCCUUAUCAAAAAAAAAAAUUGAUAUUACGUUUUCACUAUUUCUUCUUGCAUAUACAGUGCAACCUCGAUUAUCCGAACUAAUCUAGGCAAGGCCGGGUUCGGAUAAUCGAAAAUUCGGAUAAUAGAGAUUUUAAUUUUUUUUUAUAAUUAAAGUAAAAAAAUGUACAGUUGAACUAUUUAUUUAACUUAUUACAUAUGUUUUUAAAUAUACAUAAGUACACGGAAAAAAAGAAAAAGUAAUUUUUACUACUUUCAUAGUAAAAUGGGAUCUGUCCGAAGUUUCUGCGCAUCUAUGGCAACUUUUACUCCAAAAAUAGUAAAAUUUGCUCCAGAAAUAGUAAAAUUUACUCCAGAAAUAGUAAAAAUUAUUACAAAAAUAGUAAAUUUUACUAUUUUUUGAGUAAAAGUUGCCAGAGAUGCGCAGAAACUUCGGACAGGUCCAAUUUUACUAUGAAAGUAGUAAAAAUUACUUUUUCUUUUUUUCCGUGUAUAUAAAUAUAUGUAAAUAUAUAUUAAUUAAUAAUAUGUAUAUUAAAAACUCAGAAAAUUCGGAAAUUUUUAAGAUUUUUUUGGCAUAAAUUUGCCAAAAUGUCCCGCGAAAAUAUGAAUGAUAAAAUAAAUAGAGAAAAUAAAAUUUAAAAUUCGGGAGACCAAAAAAUAGUUCGGAUAAUAGAAGUUCGGAUAAAAUGUUUUUCGGUUCGGAUAAUAGAGGGUCCGGAUAAUAGAUGUUCGGAUAAUCGAGGUUCCACUGUAAUAAGUUUUUAAAUUUAACAUCAGUCAAUAUAUACCUAAUUACUAUUUUAAAAAGGUGAGAUAAACAAAUUUAUUAUAUAUAAAAUAUGACAAAGCAAUAUAGAAUAUUUAUUUUAAAAGCUAUUAAAAAAAAUAACUAUUUUUUAUUGUUAUAUAAAUAAGAGACUAUCUAUACAAAUUCAUUAAUAUUCAAUAUAUUGAAAAGAGAUUUGUUUCAUUAUAAAUAACACAAAAUUUAAACCUCAUAAGUUAUAUCAAAAAUGAAAUAUUUUUUGCUUAUUAUUAAAUUAUUACUUUCUGCGAGAAACAUUUUAUAGAUAUAUAUAUAUAUAUAUAUAUAUAAUGUGAAAUAAGAAAACACAUCAAAAUAUAAAAUAUUUGUUUAUUGUUAAUGAAUUUGAAGAAAAUGAAUAAAAAGAAAAGAAUAUAUACAUAUAAUUCAUAUAAAUAUAGUAAAAUAUAUUUUGGGGGACAUCAAUUUAGGUUGAUCACGCGAGAAUAUUGGUUACGAUUUUUUUUUUCAAAAUAACAUCGAUACGAAACAAUUUCUAAUGGAAAUAUGUGGGAAAAAAUAUCCGAGCCCAUCAUUUUUGUAUCGUGAUACCCUAUUUCUAAAUUCAUAAAUAACGUAACUAAUUUCGGAAAACAAUAUUUUCAAAAUUAUAUUAUCUUAAUAUUUUUUAUAUUACGAAAUCAAAUUUUAUCAAUUUAUAAUGAUUUUACAAAUUUUUAGUUUUUAAAAUCUUUUUAAAAAUUUUCUUAAAAUAUUUUUUCAGUUUUUUUAUCAAAAAAAAAUAAUUUUUUUUUAAAUCAUGAAAAAGAGAAAGUAGCAAAACAGUUUCUGAAAAAUAAAUUACGUAAUUUAUGAAAGUCCCUCAAUAACAUAAACAAAUACAAAACCCAUGAAAGUAUGUUUUAUCAAAUAAUUAUAUGUUAAAAUUAUACUUUCACAUAAAUAAUUAAUUUUACAUCAUUAUAUCUACUUUUUUUUUUGAAAAUUCAACGCAUUUUUAACAAAAUUCCCUUCAAUGAGAAAAAGAAAAAAAUCGUUUUUAUUUGCGCUUUAAAAUGUAUAGUGAAUGUCUGGAACUUGUUGGAAGAACAAUUUUUUUUUUUGUUUAUUCCUGUUAAAAUUUGUUAUUUAUGCUAUCAAACCGAGCCUAUGUAAAACACAAUAAAGGAAUUUAUUUAAGUACAAGGUAAACAAAAAUCUGAAUCAUAAUUAUCAAUUGAUUCGAUUUCAUGUAGUUAAUUGCAAUUAUUCACUACUGUGGAAUUAAAAAAAAAUAAUUAUAAGUAAAUACAAAACAAAUAUAUAACAUAUAGAAGGUAUUCUAUUAUUAAAAAAAAAAUUCUAUAAUUUAUUGAACAUAUAUACGUUUGAUACAUAUUUAUAACAAACAUGAUAUUGUUCAAAUUUUAUAGAAUAGUUUUAAAUUUUUUGUUUAGAAAAAAUUAAUUUUCAUAUAUAAGAUAUAGGACUGGAUUAAUUUUUAAUUUAAGACCAUAUUUGUCUUUUAUUUCAAUAGAAUAAUGAUUUUUAUUUUGAAAAGAUUUUAUUUUAGAGUAUAUAUUUGUUGUAAUUGCAUAGUACACUGAAAACAAAUUUAUUUGAUUAAAAAUAAUCGAUUUCUUGGUUUCCUGAGUUCAAUGGUUCUUGAAAGAAAAUUCAAGGACUUUACAAAAUUUUUCAAGGUUCAAAAUCAUUUUUUUUUUUAUGUCCACUUUCGGCGUAAAAACUAUGAAAAUAAUUUUUUAAUUAUGACGAUAAAUCAAUCAUAAAUCAUAAUCAUUGCAAUUAUAUGUUUUAAAUUUUUAUUUUUUAAAAAUUUAAGCAAGAGAUAAUGCAAUUUUUUGUUAUAAAAUUCAAGGAUAUUCAAGGACCGCUGGACACCAUACUUGACUAUUAUCAAAUAAAUAUUUACUUGAACCAAAUAAUUUUUACUUGAUUAGAAAUAUAAAUUGUAUUUGAACCAAUAAUUUCUUUAUUUAAAACAAAUACAAUUUAAUUGAUUCAAAUAAUAAUUAUUUAAUAUAAAUAAAUAUUUAUUUAAUAAUUAGUCAAGUAACCGAUAAUUUGAACCAAAUAACUUUUUCUUCAGUGUAUAGAAAAAAAUAAUUAAUAUCAGUUCAUAUAAAAUUGAUGUGUAUAUAUAUAUGCCCGUUAUACAUGAGGUGAAAAAGAUUACCUUAAACAAUUUUUAAAUGCUUAAAAAAAAAAUGACAGUCCAGUAAAAGAAACUCAGACAAUAUACCACAACGCAGUUUAUACUGUAUAAGGUACGUGCAAAAUAAAAAUGGCCUGUAGUGUAUUUUUGGAAGCACGUUAUAUUUAAAACAUAUGUAAAUUGUCUAUAUAAUAUAUAUGAUCAAUUUUGUUGAUGUUGACCGUUGAUGUUACCGUUUCCAAAAUCAUAUAAAUAACAUCCUAUAUAAUUCAUAAAUUUAAAUCAAAGUCAAUCUAUACAAUUCUAUAAAGUACCAUAUUUUGAAAGGAAUAUAUAUAUUUUUAAUCAAUAUAUUAAAUCAAUUUGGUUAUAUAUAUAUUUAUCACAAAAAUUUUUCUUAUUUAAAAAUUUUCAACGAAAAUCCGCAUUAUGUCUUCGUUAAAAUUACAAAAAGCAGGAUUUUUAAAAAAUUGUAAUAUUCUGUUUGAAGUACUUUACUAUUUAUUAAAUAUUAUUUGAUUUUUUUUUAGUUAUAUAUUAUGAUGUGAAAGAAAUAUUGAAAUGUUAUUGUACCGAUUUCCUCUCAUUUUUUACUUUCCAAUAAAAAAAAAACAAUGUAAACUACAACCUUUUUUUUAAGUAUUGUAAAAUUUAAAAGGCUUUAAAAAUAA
Leptopilina boulardi is the source of this 5860-nucleotide messenger RNA. It is a transcript of the gene Gad1, whose product is annotated as glutamate decarboxylase. Gene Ontology annotation, biological process: carboxylic acid metabolic process. Gene Ontology annotation, molecular function: carboxy-lyase activity; pyridoxal phosphate binding. NCBI's taxonomy places the organism in Eukaryota, Metazoa, Arthropoda, Insecta, Hymenoptera, Figitidae. The transcript is spliced from 12 exons. Gene Ontology annotation, cellular component: cytoplasm. The coding region runs from base 238 to 1857 and encodes 539 amino acids. The record is from RefSeq and is a predicted model, not a curated record.